Messenger RNA from Lolium rigidum, 1750 nucleotides. Its product is annotated as patellin-4-like. Lineage: Eukaryota; Viridiplantae; Streptophyta; Magnoliopsida; Poales; Poaceae. Gene Ontology annotation, molecular function: lipid binding. The transcript is spliced from 4 exons. The record is from RefSeq and is a predicted model, not a curated record. The coding region runs from base 1 to 1626 and encodes 541 amino acids.
AUGGGUGUGGAGGUCGUCUCCGGCGGGGGUGUGGAGGCGGUGGCGCCGGCGAAGGAGGUGAGCGUGGCGGUGGCGCCGGGCGCGGCUGCGGUCGCCAAGAACACGUCGUUCCGGGAGGAGAGCAACCGCCUGGGCGACCUCAAGGAUGGUGAGAGGAAGGCGCUUGCCGAGCUCCGCGCCAAGGUCGAGGAGGCCAUCGUGGAGGGCAAGCUGUUCGACCUUGAGGACAGCGCCACCGCCGCCACCGGCAGCAAGGUGAAGGUGGAGAAGAAGAAGAAGGAGAAGAAGGAGGGGAAGAAGAAGAAGGAGAAGGUGGCGGCGGAGAAGAAGGCAGAGGGGGACGUCAAGGUGGAGGCGGCGGCGGCGGUGACCGAGGAGAAGAAGACGGAGGAGGAAGCCAAGGAGGAGGUGGAAGUAGUUGAAGAGAAUAAAGCAGAGGAAGCCAAGGUCGCCGAGCCGGCCGAGGAGAAGAAAGAGGAGGCCGAGGAGAAGAAGGACGAGGAGGAGGAGGCGGCCGCGGCGGAGGACGCCGGCGAGGCCGAGAAGGCAGCCCAGGCGGCGGCAGUCAUCAUCGACAAGGACGUGGCGCUGUGGGGCGUGCCGCUGCUGCCGAGCAAGGGCGACGAGGCAACGGACGUGGUCCUCCUCAAGUUCCUCCGCGCGCGCGACUUCAAGGCGGGCGCCGCCUUCGAGAUGCUCCGCAGGACCCUCCGCUGGCGCCGGGACUGGAACCACCUCGCCACCACCUCCUCCUCUGACGACGCCGUGCCGGAGGGCGCGUGCCGCCUGGACGGCGCGGACCGGGAGGGCCACCCGGUGUGCUACAACGCGCUCGGCGUCUUCGCGGACGAGGCGGUCUACAGGGCGGCCCUCGGGGACGGCGAGGGCAGGGCGCGGUUCCUCCGCUGGCGGGUCAGCGCCAUGGAGAGCCAUGUUGCCCAGCUCGACUUCGCGCCCGGCGGCGCCGCGUCGCUGCUGCAGGUGACCGACCUCAAGGGCUCGCCGGGGCCGGCCAGGAAGGACUUCCGCGUCGCCGUCCGGCAGGUCGUCGACCUCUUCCAGGACAACUACCCCGAGCUCGUCGCCAGAAACAUUCUGAUCAACGUGCCGUUCUCGUACUACGCGUUCAGCACCCUCUUCUACCCGUUCCUCACGCAGAGGACCAAGAGCAAGUUCGUCGUCGCCCGCCCAUCCAAGGUCACCGAGACACUCCUCAAGUACAUUCCGAUCGAGGCCAUCCCGGUGAAGUACGGCGGGCUGAAGCGCGAUGGCGACACCGAGUUCUCCGCCGAGGACGCCGAGAUCGCCGAGGUCGUCGUCAAGGCGAGCUCCACCGAGACCAUCGAGAUCGAGGCCACCGAGGGCGACACCACGCUGACAUGGGACCUGACGGUGCUGGGCUGGGAGGUGAGCUACAAGGAGGAGUUCGUGCCCAGCGACGAGGGCUCCUACACCAUCGUCGUCAGCAAGGGCAGGAAGAUGGGCGCCGCCGAGGAGGCGGUGCGCAACUCGUUCCGCGCCGGCGAGCCCGGGAAGGUGGUGAUCACCGUGGAGAACGCGACGCGCGGGAAGAAGAAGGUGAUGUUCAGGCACAAGGCCAAGAGCUCCUCCGCCAAGAAGUGCUGAGCGAGGAAUGGAGAUUUGAGGGGUUUGGCAAUGUGAUGGGUGAAUUCUUUGGAGGCUGAGAUUUGGGGGUGUGUGUGUUGUGGAUUCUAUCAAUUCUUUUGUGCAAGAGAAAUUGUUUAUGGUU